AUGUCAGACGUUGAGACACCGGAGCAGUCUUUUUCGACUCCGACGCCUCAGCUCACUCCCAAGGCCAAGGGCCGCGGUAGAGGCCGGGGCAGAAAAGCUGUCGCGCCUAAGAAGGAGCCUCCCAAACCCGCAGCCACAGCUGGCACUGGUCGACGCGGCCGCUUCAAGCAGUUCUCAGACGACAAAGUCCAGGCAAAUUAUGAACGACAACGCGAGCUCAAGGCACAGUACGCGGCUCUCGCUAAUGCCGUGAAGCCAGCGCUACAAGAUCUGGCCUCGCGCUCCAUCGACACACUCACAAAUGACAAGGACUACCACAAAAAGGUGCCGGAAUUCAAAGUCAUCGAGGACAAUCUCGGCGCUCGCUUCGAAAGAUCCCUCCUUUACUUGGAGAACAAACUGGCGACUGCCGCCAGAACCGUCUUCAAGUCCAAACAUGCCAAGCUCGGCGCCGUUCGCGAUAUUUUCAAGAACGGAGUUGAAGAUGCGGAGGACAGAUUUUUGGAUGCGCAGCUUCAUCGCCUCAACCUUCUGGAAUACCUUCAUGACCAUGGUCUUCCUGUUGACCUUGUCGACGCCGGCUGGAAUUACAAGCAAAUUUCGGACAAGGAAGCCCAAGAAUUUGGCCUCUACGAAGUCUAUGUUGACGGAGCACUCGUUCCCUAUCCUCAACUUGUCGAAGGCACCGAAGCCCAUGCCCUGAGACAAGCUGCUUGGGCGGAGCCACAGACGGCGAAGGAGACUCUGGCGCCACCUUCCGCGGCGGCGACUGGGGGACGAACCAGCAAGCGCAAAGCCAACCAACAACCGGAUGGCCAGCCGGCCUCCAAAAGGUCUGCUGCCGAUGUCGCGCCCGUCCGCCACAUUGCCGGUAUCAUGUCGGCUCAGCAUGCUCCCAUUGAAGACGAAUCAAAUGAGAGCACGCCGGUACCUGAGGGUCCUUUGACCGCUGACCAGAGAGAGCCCGCCUUGCCGGCAAAGGCUUCAGAGCCAGAUGAAUACGGUUGCAGACAAGUCAACCGGCCGACAGCCAAGAAUGGAGCGAGCAUCGCGAAUCGCCUCAUUGUUCCUCCAUCAUUUCAGUUCGAUGACGACGAGAUUGGAUUCCGUGAUUCGACCAACUCCCCUAGGCAUGGAGCUACGCUCGCCAAGCGUGGAAAGUAUCUCGGCAAGCCGAACUCGAACACCUGGCACUUUGAUCCUCUGCUUGCUCGUUGGGAUGCUAGAGACCUCGACGAAGAAGACUAUGACUUGGAACUUGUUCAGAAGCACGGCACUCACCCCCGAUUGGGUUGCUUCCUGCCUACGAGCAAAAAUGACUCUGAAUCGCCAAAGCCAGAAGCAGAGCCGAUGCAUCCUACUGUUUUCCUUACUCCCUCAGGCAAUAUUAUCCAUGCAUCUCGUGUCGUCCCCGUCGCAAAGGUCGAGAUUGCUCUUGCCGACAAGCCAUACUCGGAAAGAAUGGGAGCAAUUCUCUCAUCCAUCUGUGAAAAGGAAGACAUCUCUCCCGAAGACAUUGAGGGACCUGAGCUCAAGGCUCUGAAGGAAAUCUCAGAAGAGUAUGCCGAGCAACGACUCAUCGCCGAGUCUAUCAAGGAGUCCGAGCCCGCGAGUCUGGAGGAUACGCCUGCCACUUCGCCCCUCCCUAUGAAUGACUCGGCCCUCAACAUUGCUGGUCUGGAGGAGCUGGUCGUGGCUGCGGAAGCCGUCGAGGCGGAGUCCAAGGUCGUGGAACUUGUCGAAGAGAAGCCGGUGAUCCUGCCCGCUCCGACCCCAGUCAGACCUGCUACCCGCGCUUAUGACGCUAUUCGCGACAUAUUUGGAGGGUCAGAAUCAGCUGCCGUUGAGCCUCCAGCUCCCGUCCUGGUGCCGGAGCCCAUCGACACUACUGCGCUCGCAAUCCUCGCCGAUGCUUCUACUUCCACGUACCCUCCCCAGCCCGUCGAUCUUGUCAUGGCCGAUGUUCCCAUCAGCCAACCCAUUCCAGUUGAUGGUCCUCCCCCUCCCCAUUCUCAUCAUCAUCACAUCGACUCUGGUUAUGUGGUUCAGCCCAUUCCCGCUGAAUUCCGCAUCCAGGCCGCGCCUUCAAAUGAUAGCGUCGGCUGGAUUGAACCCCGAAUCGCUUCGCCAGGAGCAGACGGUCGAAUUCAUCCAUCUAUCGAGACUCCGUCGAUGAGAGAUCCGUACUCCAACCAAUUACCCCCUGCUCGCCCAGUCGAGAUGUCCCAAAUGAGGUCCUCGAUUGACGCCACCAACGAUACCCGCCGGCACUCCAUGUACCACGAGCACAGCGCUUCAUCGGCCUACAACGAGCAGCACUUGCCUCAUCCGCAUAACCAGCAACACCUGCCGCAAUCAGACCCCAUGAUCGACCCGCGUCUUUACUCUGCACCGAUGGAUGCUUCGACCGCACAUCAUGAAUAUCAACAACAGGCUUACGGUCAAAGCCAGCAGGGUUACCACUUGCCCAGCAUGCCUAUGCAAGGAGGACCAAUGGCACAAACUUCUCCUCAGCUGCAACAAUCUGGCUCUACAUCCCGUAUGCCGUUCACGAACCCUUCUCAGGAUAGGAGCUCGCCGCUUCCGCCUUUGCGACCGUCUCGAGGCCGCAAGAGUGCUCCCGCUGCACCAGAGCAGGGCGUUCCGAUCGAACAACAUCAGAUUCAGCAGCAGCAGCAGCAGCAGCAGCAACAGCAGCAACAGCAGCAACCGCCGCCGCCACCUUAUAUGAGCACCAACAGUGGCUCAUUCUACCCUCCUGGGCCACCCAGGCCAUACCACAAUGGAUACACACAGGAGCAACCCGGUUUGCCGCCCAUGAUGAACCAGUAUCCACCCUACCCAGGCUCACAACCUCCACCACCACCUUUGCAGCAGCAGCAGCAACAACAGCAACCGCCACCUUACGGACACCCAGGCAUGUCUCCCACUUACUCAUCCAUCGCCCCGGCACAAAGCCCUCCGAAUCUCCAGUUCGUUCCGCAGCAACCCGGCGAACCGUCUAGAAGCCGGGCUGGAAGUGGCUCAUCAACUCCAAGUGGACAGGGAAACAGCAAAUACCCCAAGCUGGCUCCUGCUCCCCUGCCUGCUCACAGAGUAGGCUGGCCUCAGGGCCCUGAACUGCGAACCGUUCAGUAUGACUACAAGGAAAACAUCAAAGACUAUGCGCCUACGGAACCCCCUCCGCGUCGCGGCCCUGUCCAAAUUCGGGGCUGGAACAUAAACAAUAAUAGGAUUCAGCGCCAGAAGACAGAUGAGAACGGCGACGAGCGACGCGGGUCCCGCUAG
Messenger RNA from Colletotrichum acutatum, 3288 nucleotides. RefSeq lists its product as uncharacterized. The record is from RefSeq and is a predicted model, not a curated record. Lineage: Eukaryota; Fungi; Ascomycota; Sordariomycetes; Glomerellales; Glomerellaceae. The transcript is spliced from 3 exons. The coding region runs from base 1 to 3288 and encodes 1095 amino acids.